Molecule: messenger RNA, 279 nt
Organism: Penicillium pulvis
Lineage: Eukaryota; Fungi; Ascomycota; Eurotiomycetes; Eurotiales; Aspergillaceae
Exons: 1
Coding region: 1-279 (92 amino acids)
Source: RefSeq, a predicted model, not a curated record
AUGGCUCAGCGGGCACCCAAUGCUGCCAGAAAGGGUCCCAUCGGACCCUCGAAGGGUAUCAUAACAUUUACUUCACUCUCGAAAAAGUUCCGCGCGGUCCACCACUACACAGUCACUUAUGGGGUCGAGCAUGCUGGGCGAUACACCGUUGCCCUCCUAGCAGAUCAGCCUCCAACACUCAGCACCCAGAAUGUGACCGACGAUAGCCUAUUUGACCUGCGUCAAUUAUGGUGGUGCAGACAAAUUCUCCUCACGCGUCCAAAUGACCUUGGAGCCUGA